CAAACUUAUCAUGAUAUAGUGAAAGAAAUUAGAGAUGCAGUAUUAAAGCGAUUAUAUGAUUAUGGUGGAACAAAACAACGUUUAUCACAACUAUUAGAUGAAGAACAACAAAGAGAAUUAGAACAAGAAUUAGAAGAGGAACGUCAAUUAGAACGUCCACCACCUGUCAAGCCAUGUGAACCUAUUCUACACGAGGAAAUUAAGCAAUUGUGGGAUAUACAUGACACUAUGAUGAAUUUAGCAGAUUUUCCGAAUAUAUUUCGUCCUUUACCAUAUGCUUUCAUGGAUACAACAUUUGUCAACGACUGUCAACCUAAUAAUUGGCGAAAAAAUUUUUGGAUUUCAACCGAAUUUCAGCGUGUAAUUGCGACUAAAGGAGAAUCAUUAAAUCCAUUUUUACGUCCUCCAAGGUGGAUUAUUAUUUAUCGUAACGAACAAUUAAUUUUUCUGAGUGCUUUAGAAGCUAACUAUUUGAUCGGCUGCUUAAAUUCUUUUUAUCACAAACAAAGAUUCGAACAACCAUCGAUCACAACAUUACAUCUUUUAGUACCACGUAUUAAACGAAUUCAAUCAAUUAUUCUGAAUACACCAACACUCACUAUUCCUCCAUCAAUUGAACAUCCAAAUGGUGCCAUUCCUUUCUUAAUACCUCUCGAAUGGUUGGUUCAAUUAUUUAUUUUUAAUGGUACACUUUAUUUUGAAACAACUGAUGAGCAGACCGCUUAUUGUCAAUGUUUAAGCUUAUGUCCGAAACCUCGAACUAUGAAAGAAGAAGAAGCAUUUGAAAAUGGUUGGAUUGCCCCUGAUGAUUUUGUUAGUAACCCUGAACAUCGUCAAUAUUUGCAAAUUCGUCAAGUUUGUUUUCAUAACAAUUUACUAACAUUUAUCAAACAAAUAAUUGAAAAUCGAAAUAAUUCACAUGCACCUAUAUCAUCACAUGUUGGUAGUAUCAUUCUUAAUUCCUUAAAACUUAUUUAA
This is a messenger RNA of Rotaria sordida, 978 nucleotides long. The record is from the annotation of a GenBank genome assembly. Lineage: Eukaryota; Metazoa; Rotifera; Eurotatoria; Philodinida; Philodinidae.